GGAAGAAAUCAUUAGAACCCAAGAUUGCAUGAUCUCAAGUGGGUGUCCCGUCUUGCAUGCUUGUUAGUAUAAAUUGGACUGCCUAUGGAGACCCCAAGAAACAACCAUACAAGGGCUUUGGUGUUAUAAGCGCUUUUGUGUUCUAAGCUCAGUAAGCCAGGAUGAGGUCAUUCUUGACAUAUGUGCUUCUGGUUUGUUCAUGUUUGGAUAUUCCUGGAAUUCUGGGGGAUAUUGGCACAGCAACGUCGUACGAUCCUCCAUACUUGCCAACAAAAUGCAAGGGCUACGACCAAAACCAAUUCCCAGAAGGGGGACUGUUUGUUUCAGCAAGUGAUGGGUUAUGGGACAAUGGAGCAGCCUGUGGCCGGAGAUAUCGGUUGCGGUGUAUCAGUGGUCUAAGGCGACCAUGCAAAGAAGGAUCUAUAGUUGUGCAGGUUGUUGAUUUUUGUCAACACCGUCCCUGCCCAGCUACAAUGGUUCUAUCAAACAAAGCUUUUGAUGCAAUCUCAAGGAUCCCAAGUGCCAAAAUCAACAUUGAAUAUGCACAGAUUUGAUUGGAAUGCAGCAGAGGCAAAUUCAAAUGAGUACCAUAACAUUUGUUUCAGUUUCUUACCAAAGGACAUAAAGAUGAAAUUGACUCACUUGAAUACAGAUCUGUGUAACUUAGUAAAGCAGAAACGAGGGAUACCUUUCUACCUUUCUUCUGUUGUUAACUUGGAAAAAGAGAACUUUCCUCCAUGAUGUUCAGUUGCCCAAUGAUCAUAGCUACAACAUUGUCUUUCAAAUUUGCAGAAAUAAUAAAUUUCCCUCUUUCCAUUUCUCAA
Molecule: messenger RNA, 824 nt
Organism: Vitis riparia (riverbank grape)
Lineage: Eukaryota; Viridiplantae; Streptophyta; Magnoliopsida; Vitales; Vitaceae
Product: EG45-like domain containing protein
Exons: 3
Coding region: 162-554 (130 amino acids)
Source: RefSeq, a predicted model, not a curated record